UCCCGCCACAGCCCCUUCUAGGGAGGCCGCCCGGUUUGGGAAGAUUCCCAGGAGUCUCCCCCGUCCCUUGGGGAGCAGCUGAGGACCGGGAGGUGCACCCGUGGGCCGAAAAGCGCUUUGAGAUUGAGGCCGACUUCGAGGACCAAGCCUCCCCUCAAACCAUUUUACAGAUGGGAAAACUCGCGACCCAGAGAAGGGAAACACUCGACCAGGUCACCCCUCGGCUAAGAGCGGAAGCCCGAAACGGAGUUUUUUCCGGGAAGAUGGGAGUGCACGUCCGCACAGUCCAUGCGGGAGCUGUGGCCGAAGCCCUGCACUAACAGUGCUGACCAGGGGAUCGAGACCGCGUGGAAGCCUGGACUCUUCCUUGCCUCAGUUUCCCCAGCACUACCUCUGGUGGGGGACGGGAGACGAGGCAACUGGCCAAACGGGCUUCUGCCAAGACCCUCCUCGCGCCUCCCCAAGUCUGAUCGAGGUUCCUUUAGCGAGCUACCUCCCGGCCCUUUAAAAUCCGGCCCUCCCGUUCGAGCCUCUCGGCGUUCCAUUGGAGAGACUCCAGGGUCCCGGUCCCUGCUCUGGCAUGAACUGCUCAGACUACCGCGGGAGCGGCCCUGGAACUGCUAACUGCGCAGGCGCAAGAGCAGCCCACCCGGAAGGCGGAAAACCCCGGUUCCAGCAGCGCCGGGAGGGUCGGGGGCGGAGAGUGUGUCAGCCAAUGACCUGAAGGAGCAAGGAGGGCGGGAUCAGGCCCGCAGUUGCUAAGCGCUACCCCAGUGGGAGGUGACCUAAGAUAUGGGGUGAAGGGUGGUUCAAUGGCCCUUCACGUCACCACCCUUCUGGCCCUCGGAAGUUGAGCAACGGUGAGGCGGGCCUAGGACCGGAAGCAGGAAGGAGGGCGCAGGAAGCAGGGUGCUGCAGCCCGUCGUACAGUCGGUCCGUGUGUCUGUCGGUCCCGAGGGCAGGAUGGAGAAGCUGCGGCUUCUGAGCCUCCGCUACCAGGAGUCGCUUCGCCGAUUCGCACGAGCUGUCGGAGCUGGUGUACUCUGCCUCUAACCUGCUCGUGCUGCUCAACGAUGGCAUCCUGCGGAAAGAGCUUCGGAAAAAGUUACCUGUGGUGAGAAUUCCAUCGGGAGCUGCGGGCGGGAAGCACAGGGACUAAGAGUGAAGGAGUAACCAGCAGCCCACGUAUGUAGCAUGGGCUGUGGUCUCAAAGCGUGAGACGUGCCUCCGUCCGUCUGAGUUUCAAGCCAUCUCGUUAGGUGAAGGAGCGAGUUGUCAGUGCCCCUCUGAUGAAGAGACUGAGUUUCAGAGACAUCGAGUAGCAGGUCCCACCUGGAGAACUCAGGCCUGCACUUACAGUUCUAGGGGAAAAGUCCACUCCUCCUGUCAGGCUUCCUAGGGGGGAGGGCCUGGGGCAGCCCCCCACCCCCGAACCCUGACCUCUGGGCCUGGGGUCCUUGCAGCCUCUGUCCCAGCAGAAGAUGCUGACAUGGCUGAGUGUGCUGGAGUGCGUGGAGGUGUUCAUGGAGAUGGGGGCCGCCAAGGUGUGGGGUGAAGUGGGCCGCUGGCUCGUCAUCGCCCUCAUCCAGCUGGCCAAGGCUGUCCUGCGGAUGUUCCUGCUGAUCUGGUUCAAGGCUGGCCUCCAGACCUCACCCCCCAUCGUUCCGCUGGACAGGGAGACCCAGGCACAGUCCCCAGAUGGCAACCAGAGCAGUGGCAGCCAGGAGCAGUCAUACGUGGGGAAGCGGUCAAAUCGAGUGGUACGAACCCUCCAGAAUACUCCCUCCCUGCACACGAGGCACUGGGGAGCCCCCCAGCAGCGGGAGGGACGACAGCAGCAACAGCGCGAGGAGCUGAAUGUUCCCCCGACCCCACUGGGGCUGCAGGAGACCAUCGCCGAGUCCUUGUAUAUUGCCCGGCCCCUGCUGCACCUCAGUGCUCAGCCUGGGCCUGUGGGGUCAGCGGUCGUGGACACCCUGGCUCCUGUCCGGCGUCGUGGACGUGACCAGCCUGAGCCUUCUGAGCGACAGGAAGGGCCUGACCCGGAGGGAGCGGCUGGAGCUACGGCGCCGGACCAUCCUGCUGCUCUACUACCUGCUGCGCUCCCCAUUCUACGACCGCUUCUCCGAGGCAAGGAUCCUCUUCCUGCUCCAGCUGCUGACAGACCACGUCCCGGGCAUUGGCCUGGUCGCAAGGCCACUCAUGGAUUACUUGCCCACCUGGCAGAAGAUUUAUUUCUACAGUUGGGGCUGACACAUCCCGGGAGUGGGUGCAGGGAGGGGCAGGGCGGCACGUUCUGCUGCUGUGGGCAGGGGGUGCCUGGGCCGUUCAGUUCCCCGGGGCCCCUUUGCCCUAAUAAAACUGACUGGCAGCGCCCGAGCAUGUGGCCUCUCCAUGCCCGCCGCCCAGGGCUCCCAGCACCCCGCCUGGCCAGCAGAGCACCCCCCUGACGACCUCGACUUUUCACCCUUGGGUGAUGGAGCUGCUACUGCUCGCACUUGUCCCUGGGCCGAGAAGUCUCCAUCAAGACUGGGACCUGGGCUCCUCUGGCCACAGAAACCUGG
Molecule: messenger RNA, 2564 nt
Organism: Nyctereutes procyonoides (raccoon dog)
Lineage: Eukaryota; Metazoa; Chordata; Mammalia; Carnivora; Canidae
Gene: PEX16
Product: peroxisomal biogenesis factor 16
Exons: 10
Coding region: 1482-2450 (322 amino acids)
Biological process (GO): peroxisome organization
Cellular component (GO): peroxisomal membrane
Source: RefSeq, a predicted model, not a curated record